Molecule: messenger RNA, 5207 nt
Organism: Phascolarctos cinereus (koala)
Lineage: Eukaryota; Metazoa; Chordata; Mammalia; Diprotodontia; Phascolarctidae
Biological process (GO): regulation of transcription by RNA polymerase II
Cellular component (GO): chromatin; transcription regulator complex; PcG protein complex
Molecular function (GO): RNA polymerase II cis-regulatory region sequence-specific DNA binding; DNA-binding transcription factor activity, RNA polymerase II-specific
Source: RefSeq, a predicted model, not a curated record
GCAGGUCGUGACCCUGAGUGCCACAUUGUAGCCAUUGGAGGCCUGGCAGGCUCCCGGGGCCUCGGGGGUGGGGUGGAGCCGCAGAGCACCGGAGGCAGAGAUCCUCCGGGCUCCGGAAGCAAGCUUCCAGUGCACAUGAAAGACAUCGGGGGUCCAAGCCAGUCCCCGCGCCACCCUGCCUCCGCCGGCGGCCUCCUUCCUCUCGGAGCUCUAGGCCAGCCCCCCGCCUGGGCGUGAGGGCAGAGACGUCUACCCCGGAUCCUUCUCCCUCCCCUGAAGAGGAUCAGGAGCUGGGCCAGGCAGGGAGGCCGAGGGAAUGGCCCCCGGACCCCCGAGGCCCCCAUGGCAGGAGUCACUGACAUUCAAGGAUGUGGCUGUGGACUUCACCCAGGAGGAGUGGGGCCUCUUGGACCAUUCUCAGAAAAGGCUGUACAAGGAGGUGAUGCUGGAGAACUCCCAGAACCUGCUUUCCUUGGGAAUUCCACCUCUCAGAGAAGAUUUGAUCUCCCAUUUGGAGGAAGGGGAAGCAUCAUGGAUCCUGGAUCGAAAAGGCCCAAGGAAGUCCUGUCCUGAUGCAGAGACCAGGUUUGGCGUGAAGAAGACAAUUGCGAAACUGAACAUCUCUGUGGAAGAAUCUCACCAGCCAAGAUUCAUGAGUGACUUCAAUUUGAGAGAAAUUUGUGACUCUGAUAUCAAGAAUGAGAAGAAUCAAAAUGGUAACUGUGUAUUUGAUAAAAAUGCAAAGAGUUUCAGACAACAUUCAGUCCCAAUUCAGUGUAAGAAAAUGACUUCAGAGAAUGACUGUUUUCAAUAUAGUGAAGACAGGGAAUGCUUAACUCGAAAGGUUGGGCUAAUUCAGUCUUAUUCAAAGCCUCCUCAAGUGCAGAUGUAUCAAGAUUUUCAACAGGAAAUGACAUUCGACCGCAUUAGACAUCAGAAAAGUUGUACUAGAGAAAUGCUUUAUAUAUGUAAUGAAGGUGAGAAGAUCUUUAGCCAGAACUCAAAGUUCAUUGACCGUCGUAAAAUUAACACUACAAGAAAACCUUAUAAAUGUAAUCAGUGUGGAAAGGCAUUCACACAGAAUUCCAAACUGACUCAACAUCAGAGAAUCCACACUGGAGAAAAACCUUAUGAAUGUAAUAAAUGUGGAAAGGCUUUCCGAGAAAACUGCAGUCUUGCUAUACAUCAGAGAAUCCACACUGGAGAGAAACCUUAUAAAUGUAAUCAAUGUGGAAAAACUUUCACACAGUACGCCAGUCUUUUUAAACAUCAGAGAAUCCACACUGGAGAGAAACCUUAUAAAUGUAAUCAAUGUGGAAAAGCUUUCCGAGAAAACUCCAAUCUUGUUGUACAUCAGAGAAUACACACUGGAGAGAAAAUUUAUGAAUGCAAUCAAUGUGGAAAGACUUUCACAAAAAAGUCCACUCUUGCUAACCAUCUAAGAAUCCAUACUGGAGAGAAACCUUAUAAAUGUAAUCAAUGUGGAAAGGCUUUAGCAGAUAAACCCCAUCUUGCUAACCAUCUGAGAAUCCACACUGGAGAGAAACCUUACAAAUGUAAUCAAUGUGGAAAGGCUUUCCGACACAACUCCAGUCUUGCUGUGCAUCACAGAAUCCACACUGGAGAGAAACCAUAUGAAUGUAAUCAAUGUGGAAAAGCUUUCACUCAGAAGGCCCAUCUUUUGACACAUCAGAGAAUCCACACUGGAGAGAAACCUUAUGAAUGUAAUCAAUGUGUAAAGACAUUCAGAACAAGAUCCAGUAUUAAUGAACACCAGAGAAUUCACACUGGAGAGAAACCUUAUAAAUGCGCUCAAUGUGGAAAGACUUUCAGACAAAGCUCUAGUCUUUAUCUUCAUCAAAGAAUCCACACUGGGGAGAAAACUUAAGAUUGUAAUCAGUGUGGAAUGGCCUACCUAGAUGGGGUCUGAUUUGCUAACCACCUGAGAAUCCACACUUGAGAGAAACCUUAAGAAUGUAAUCAGAGUGGAAAAGGUUUUUUGACAGAACUCCAGUCUUGCUGUAUAUCAAAGAAGUCACACUGGAGAAAAACCUUAUAAAUGUAAUCAGUGUGGAAAGAUUUUAAGAUAGAGGGCCUCUCUUGCUCAACAUCAGAAAAUCCACGCUGGAGAGAAACCUUGUAUAUAUAAAAUCAGUGUGAAAAAGCCUUCAAGUGACAGUCAUCCCUUAUUUCCCAUCAGAGAAUUCAUACUAGAUAGAAAUUUUGUCACUCUAAUGAUUGAGGAAAGGCAGCCAAAUGGAGUCUAGGGCUCAUUCAACAUCAGAAAAUUCAUUCUGGAGAGAUGCCCCAUAUGGACUCAAUAGAGGAAGGCCUUCAACCAGAGAUCAUCUCUUACUUUACAUCAGAGGAGUCAUGGUAGAGAAAAGCCUUAAAGAUUUCUCAGUGGAAACACGCUUUUCUCUGGAAGAGGUAGAUGACUAGACAUCAGAAUAUUCAUAUGGAAAUGGUUAGAAGAGUGAUGCCUUUUCUCAGUGUCAGGGUCUUUAUGUGGAGCUCAUGCUUGAUUAUAUAUUGGAGAAAUCAUGAUGGAGAUAAAACUUAUGGGUCCAAGUAAUGAGGGAAGGCCUCUUGCUGCAGUUUAGACUUUGUUAUAUAUUCCUUAUUUCAUGCUGAUGAAAAAGUCCUAUAAAUAUGGUGAAUUUUUCUUUGAAAUCCUAAUGUUUGUCAUUAUUCCUUAAUAAUACUUCGUAGCAUCCAUAUGCCAUAAUUUCUUUAGCUGUUUAUUAAUUGAUCAUUACUUUGUUUCCUGUUCUUUUGGUGACACUGAAUGUCGUGGUAUAAAUAUUUUUGGUUCCAUUGGACAUUAAUUUCUCUAAUUAUUUCUUUAAUCAACAAGGUGGCACAGUGGAUAGUUUGCUAUGCAUGGAGCCAUAAGACAAGCUCAAAUUCAGUCUCUAAUACUUACUCGUUAUGUGACCUUGGCCAAGUCACUUAACCUAUUCCUGCCUGGUUUUUCCCCCAUCUAUAGAACGGGGAUAAUAAUAGCAACUACCUCCUAGGGUUGAUGUGAGGAACAAAUGAGAUAAUUGUAGAAAAGCUCUGUAAGUAUUAAAUUACAGUGGAAAAGCUAGUUAUUGUUAUUUAUUUAAUGGGCUAUAAGUCUCAGAGUUAGUAUGCUAAAGUGGACAGUUUAAUCACUUUUCAUUCAAAUUCAUUCUCAGAACAGGACAGAGGAAGGCACUUGCUAUAACAGAGGGCAUUGGGUUUAGAAUCAGGAAAAUAGAUUCAAAUUCUGCCUCAAAUGCUCUCUGGCCUGUAUUUCUGAGGAACAAUUUAAAAACAAGCUUGAGAAAUUGAAUAAAUAAGGUACAUAACAUAAAAAAAGUUGGGUUCAACCUGGGUUCAAUAAAUCUAAGGACCCCAGUUAUGGGGCUAGAAUUUACUAAUCACUGCAAAAUGCUAGAAAAAUUGGAAAGCAAUCUGGCAGAAACUAGGUGUAGACCAGCAUCUCACACUGUACCAAGAUUAGCUCCAAAGUAUCCAGGAUUCAGAUAUAAGAGGUCCCCUCAAACAUAAUGGAAGAACCAUGAAGAUUCACAUUUUUAGUUUUGUAUAGGGGAUGAGUUCACCACCCAACACGGGACAGAAAGGAUCACAGAAAAUAAAAUGGGCAAUUUUCAUUACAUUAAAAAAAAUCUAAAAUGUAAAUGGAGUUAUUAACUGGGAAAAACCUUUGCAGAAAGUCUCCUUAAUAAAGGCUUCAUGUCCAUAUUAUAAACAAUCAUAUGAGAAAUAUGUUCCACAUCUACAAUCGCCAAUGCAAAAUACUAAUAAUUAGAAAAAUUUUAAGUUUGGUAAUGGUAAUAAGAAAGUGACAAUCAAAUAUUGGGGGCUUUUAUUUUUAUUGAUUAGAUAUUUGGUACAAAAAUUUUGUAUUUUUCUUUUCACCUAAGAGAGGUCAGGUCUGAGGGACAGGAAAUGUUUGUUAAUUUUCAAAUGAAAUUUAAAUAAGAAAGAAGUUCCAAAUCACAAACAAUUAGAAAAAUGCAAUUAAAUCAGCUCUCAAGUUCCACCUCACACUCAUGCAAUUGGCAAAGAUGAUAAGAAAAUAACCUGUGUUGGAAGGACUGUGAGAAAAUAGGCACAUGAGUUAAUUUACUGUUGGUGAAGCUGAAAAAGUCACUAAAUUGUACAUACCCUGUGAGUCAGUGGUACUACUAGAUGACAUUUUCUCUUAAGGACUCAAGUGUACAAAAAUUUAACAGCUCCCUUUGUUGUGGCAAAGGACUGGAAACUAAGGUGUGAUGCCCAAUAAUACAGCAAUGGAUGAACAAAUUGGUAGAUGAGUGGAACAGAACACAAAUGUGGCAUGAAACGUGGGCAAUGUCAGUGAAACCUAGGAAGAGUCAUAUGAACUAAUGCAGUGUGCAGUGAGUAGAAUCAAGGGACUAAUUGAUAACUUUGUGAAGGCCAAUCAGUUUGAAAGAUACCGCUUUUGCAGAGGAUUUAUCAAGGUCUGCAUUACCCGCCUCCUGAAUGAGAGACGAUGAACACAAGAUACAGAUUAAAGUAUAUUUUGGCACAUAGUGUAGGAAUUUAUUAUGGUUGACUGUUUUCUUAUUUUUUUUUUAAUUUUGGGUAGGAGAGGAUGGCAGUGAUAGAGAUUAGGAAUAGGAUUACCCUUCCCCCACUUCAAAAAAAGAAAAAGGAAAGGAAAUUGAUGGAUUUUUAAAAUCGUUGCUCAUCCUUCGUUUUUGAAGAGGACCAAUAAUAUCACGGUGAUAACUUGUAUGUGAAUUGGGCUUAAGUGAGUCAGGGUUGCACAAGGUAAGCCUCAUUCUUUCAGAGUCGAAGUCCAGUGCUAAGACAAAAGUCAGGACUAGUGGUGGUCAUCUGGGAGGCAGUGGAUGAUCUUGGCAUCUUCUGUGUCUGACCAAGCUCUAAUCACUCUACAGCAUUUGUUCAUGGCCUUUGGCACAAAUUGUUCUCAUCCACCCAGUCUGCUGGGGAAGUCUUCAUGUUUGGGGUAGACAUUCCCCUAACUUACCAAUGGGUUUGAGGCCAGUCAGUUACCCUCAGCCUAGUGUAGCCUGUCUGCCAAAAUGGAUCUGUCAGCAUGUGGCCACUGCUACAGUUUCUUGGAGCCACUGGUGAGAGUUCAGUGAAGGUGCACACCAGAGGUGGAUGAACGGCCCUGAAAAGGGUUCAGCAGCCUUCACACCAAACGUGCCAUAGACCAGGAGGAA